Camellia sinensis is the source of this 522-nucleotide messenger RNA. The record is from RefSeq and is a predicted model, not a curated record. NCBI's taxonomy places the organism in Eukaryota, Viridiplantae, Streptophyta, Magnoliopsida, Ericales, Theaceae.
AUGUCCGAUGGAUGGACCGAUGGAAAGUCUCGCUCUCUUACUAAUUUUCUUGUUAAUAGUCCAAGUGGAAUGGUGUUUAUUAAAUCAAUAGACACCUCCUAUGCAAUUAAAAAUUCUAUAAAAUUAUUUGAGAUGCUUGAUGACAUUGUGAAUGAAAUUGGGGAAGAAAAUGUGGUUCAAGUGGUAACUGAUAGUGCAUCGGCCUAUGUGCGUGUUGGUAGAUUAUUGGAAGAGAAGAGGACUAAAUUGUUUUGGUCCCCAUGUGCAGUACAUUGCAUUGACUUAAUGUUAAAUGACAUAAGUGAGUUGACAGUUUUCAAAGAUACAAAGCCAAGGAAAUCGCUGUACCAACAAAAUUUAAAUGCCGAUAGAGGAAAAAGAAAAGUAUUUGAAGAUGAUAAUGAAAUCGAAUUGAUUGAAGAUGGAGAAAAGGAAGAGGAAGAAGAGUUUGAUGAAGUGACUAUGGUAGAUGAUGACGAAGAGGAUGACUCUGAUAUUGACCUUAGAGAUGAUGAAGAUUGA